UUACAGAAAAGAAUGUCUUCGGACCGACGAACAUCCGACGAGGAUGAGAAAAAUGACAAGUAUCAAGAUGAGAGUCGGAAACUGACCGUACUUGACCCUUUCCCAGUAGAUGACACGCCCACUCCAACCAAAAUUUUGAGACUUGCAAAUGACUUGUUUCCGGAUUUUCAGGAUCCGAAAGAAAAUCCGUUUGACGCACAUUUCAGGAAAGCAGCAGAAGCUGUAAAAUCAGGUUCAGACAGGCUUUCUGCUUCAAUAUCAGCAAAUGAUAUACCGAGUGAUGAUUCUUUAAACACUCCUAGUAUAUAUCCUAUAUCUGCUCUGAACACACCUACUCCGUUUACUAAAAGAGCCCCGAUAUCUAAACAGAUCUCUGGACGGAGUAUAUCUAGAAACCUGAAACCUCUUUUACCAAACGGACCCCUUCCUCUUUUUAAACCAAGUGUAGAACAUGAACCUUCUGCGGAUAAAGCUCAAGUUCUACUCAAGAUGCCUUCAGGAGAAACCGUGAAGCUGUACAACGUUCCUUUAGUCAGAGAUAAUGAUGUAUUGAAUGCAACACCGAAAGAAAGGAUUCGAUCUACUUUUAGUCGGGGGAGUAAAAACCAUUCUUCUGAGCUUGAAGAACCGACUCCGAGGACGGAUAGUUCGGAAUCCAGCACCACUGAGGACUUAAAGAGAAGAGAAGCUCAGGAGAGAAACCGAUAUUCUGCUAUGCGAAGCAGAAUUCGAAAACGAGAAGUUUUUGAUCAAAUGAAGAAAGAAACUAAACAUCUUUCAAUGGAAAACAAUAUACUCAGACAGGAGAUUAUAAAACUGAAAAAGGUUCUCCAAGAGCAUAUUCACUGUGAUGUUACCAUUAACACAAAUCAACAAGAAACUGUCAGAAUGUUGAUAGAACCUCAGUAUCUGAUCUCCUGCUCCCCUCAAUCAUCUAGAAAUCUUGAUAUUCAUUCCCCCCAACUUCUGGGACAAUCUUCCGAUGUUCCGGAACAAGUGAGGCAUAUGUGUUCUCAGACCAACCCUGAGAUAUAUCCUAGAUCGAUAAAUCCUGCAGCCCUCGGCAUUACUAGCCUCGGAGUGAAGAAAACAGUUCAAUCUAAAAUCGACGAGGAGAAUAUAGAUCUAAGCAUGCAACUACUGCUCCAACAACCCCAACCCAGAGUUCCACUUGUUCACCAGGAUUCAAUCUCUAACCUGCUAAAGAACUCUGGUUCAUUUCUGCUACGCAGGUCGGAUUCCAACUCUGAGAGUAUAGUAGUAUUGGAGAGCUCAGAUUUUGAAGUGAGUAGAGUAGACAGGUUGAUGAUGGAUACAAGAGAAACCGAACCCUUUCAAAACUUUCUGAGAGAAUCAGAUAAGAAGGGUGAGCAUGUAAGUGCUAAGCUUGAAGAGGAGUUAGACCUAGAGGAGAUAAGAUCCCCACCCCAGAUAUUCCCGGAGGAUCUUAGAACAGCUAAACCUAAAGAGAAUGAACCAAAAACAGAACCAAAUCAAAUUUCUCAACAAAAGCCCAGAAAAAUUUCAACCAUUCCUCGUAAAAGAUUGAAUCGUCUUUUGCCACCAUCGGAGAAUGAGAAAGCUAGGAAACCUGUGGCUCGAUCUUUAGGAGAUAAACUGCUCGAACUCAAGAGAAAGAUGGGAGAAGAUCAGGCCACGGAGGAGUUUCUCAAUAAAUUUAGAAAAAAAUAGUUCUCGAAAGAUUGAAAAGGAAACUUUUUGUGUUUUUUUUCAAAAUCACCAACAGCGUGGUUUCAUUUGUUAAAAUAAAAAUGUAAAUAGUAAAUAUUUAACUAUUAUGCAAUCUGUGAUAUAAUGAAAACCUGUUAUUUUUCUAUUAUUGUUAUGAUCAUCAUUAUACAUGAUUUGUCAAACUUAAAUCCGUUUGAAACAUGUCUCCUCUUCUAUUAUUCUGUUUUGUAGUAUUGUUUCAACUCUCUUCUAGGAUUCUUUCCUAAUUUAUAAAAGAACCCCAUGCUCAUAUCUUACAAAUUUGACCAUUUUCUCUUUAAACAUGAUUAAAUCAUAAAAAAAAAUAUUUCAAAAAUUAACUAAGCGUUUUUUUUUAUCUUAACCGACAAACAGCUUCAAUGCCAUGUAGUACACUCAUUCGGCUUAGCCGUUUCAACGAUUGAUGGAAACCAAGGAAACUGACGAAUAUAAGUUACUGAAUAAAUUUCAG
Molecule: messenger RNA, 2182 nt
Organism: Eurytemora carolleeae
Lineage: Eukaryota; Metazoa; Arthropoda; Copepoda; Calanoida; Temoridae
Gene: Atf-2
Exons: 9
Coding region: 13-1692 (559 amino acids)
Biological process (GO): regulation of transcription by RNA polymerase II
Molecular function (GO): DNA-binding transcription factor activity, RNA polymerase II-specific; RNA polymerase II cis-regulatory region sequence-specific DNA binding
Source: RefSeq, a predicted model, not a curated record